GGCCCAGUGCAUUUAUUCCCAGCAUCAUGGGACAAUCUCAAACAAAGAAUAAAGACCUCUUUUUCUCCAUUUUGGGCCAUAUGCUCGAGGGAAGAGGAAUGAAGCUUAUCUGGCUCUCCUUGAAUGUCCUGCUUUUCUGGAAAACAUUCCUGCUGUACAACCAAGGACCAGAAUAUUAUUACAUCCACCAGAUGCUGGGGCUAGGAUUAUGCCUAAGCAGAGCAUCCGCGUCUGUUCUUAAUCUCAACUGCAGCCUUAUCCUUUUACCCAUGUGCCGAACACUUCUGGCUUACCUUCGAGGAUCCCAGAAGCUUCCAAGCAGAAGAACCAGAAGAUUGUUGGAUAAAAGCAGAACAUUCCAUAUAACUUGUGGUGUUACCAUUUGUAUUUUUUCAGGUGUGCACGUGGCUGCCCAUCUGGUGAACGCGCUGAACUUCUCUGUGAACUACCGUGAAGACUUAGUUGAACUGAAUGCAGCAAGGUACCGAGAUGAGGAUCCUAGAAAUCUUCUCUUCACAACUGUUCCUGGCCUGACAGGAGUCUGCAUGGUAUUGGUGCUAUUCCUGAUGAUCACAGCUUCUACAUAUGCCAUACGAGUUUCUAACUAUGAUAUCUUCUGGUAUACUCAUCAUCUCUUCUUUGUCUUCUAUAUGCUGCUGAUGUUACAUGUUUCAGGAGGGCUCCUGAAGUAUCAGGUUAACUUAGAUACCCACCCUCCUGGCUGCAUACAUCUUAAUGGAACCCGCUACCAGAAUAUUCAUUCAUCAGAGAAUCUCUCAGAACAUUUUCAUGAAUCUUACCCUGGAGGAUUUUCAAAAGCAGAUGAACUUAACCAGAACACAUUUGUGAAGAUUUGUAUGGAAGAACCCAUGUUCCAAGCUAACUUUCCACAGACUUGGCUUUGGAUUUCUGGCCCUUUGUGCCUGUAUUGUGCUGAGAGACUUUAUAGGUGCAUCCGGAGCAAUAAACCAGUCACCAUCAUCUCAGUAAUAAGUCAUCCCUCAGAUGUCAUGGAAAUCCAAAUGGUCAAAGAAAAUUUUAAAGCAAGACCUGGCCAGUAUAUUAUUCUACAUUGCCCAAGUGUGUCCGCAUUAGAAAAUCAUCCAUUUACCUUGACAAUGUGUCCUACUGAAACCAAAGCAACAUUUGGGGUCCAUCUUAAAAUAGUAGGAGACUGGACAGAACGAUUUCGUGAUUUAUUACUCCCACCAUCUAGUCACGACUCCGAGAUGCUGCCCUUCAUUCGAUCUAGAAAUUAUCCCAAACUCUACAUUGAUGGUCCCUUUGGAAGUCCAUUUGAGGAGUCACUGAACUAUGAGGUCAGCCUCUGUGUGGCUGGAGGCAUUGGAGUAACUCCAUUUGCAUCAAUACUCAACACGUUGCUGGAUGACUGGAAACCAUACAAGCUUAGAAGACUCUAUUUCAUUUGGGUGUGCAGAGACAUUCAAUCCUUCCAGUGGUUUGCCGACUUACUCUGUGUGUUGCACAACAAGUUUUGGCAAGAGAACAGGCCUGAUUAUGUUAAUGUCCAGUUGUACCUCAGUCAAACAGAUGGGCUACAGAAGAUAAUUGGAGAAAAAUAUGAAGCACUGAAUUCAAGACUAUUUAUUGGACGUCCUAGGUGGAAACUUCUGUUUGAUGAAAUAGCAAAAUGUAAUAGAGGGAAAACAGUUGGUGUUUUUUGCUGUGGACCCAAUUCAAUUUCUAAGACUCUUCAUAAACUGAGUAAUCGUUACAACUUCUAUGGGACGAGAUUUGAAUACAAUAAAGAAUCUUUCAGCUAAAAAUCUUUCAGAUGAACCAGGGCUCUAAAGAAGGAAUGAGUGCAAUUUCUAAGACUUUGAAACUCAGCUGAAUCAAACAGUUUUGUCACGCCAAAGAAUAGAAAAGUUUUCUUAUUUAUGAUUAUUUAAAAUGGAAAAUGCAAAUAAUGUGGCAAGAUGAUGGUUCACCUUACAUGUUUAAUCUGGAAGACAAAAAGAACUUAAAGGGUAUUUGAUAUGGUGAUUCAGUUUUCAAUAUGCAAAUUAAAGAAAACUAUUGUAUGCUCACUGUUGAUUUUUAUGGCAGAUUCAAAAGUCUCCAGUGAGGAGCUGCACUUGCUCACUGGGAAGCUGAUGGUCUUGGUCCUCUUAAAUUGUUUUGCUUGAUCAAAGAUAAGAUUAAACAAAAUUAAAAUCUCAUUUAA
Talpa occidentalis (Iberian mole) is the source of this 2188-nucleotide messenger RNA. It is a transcript of the gene NOX4, whose product is annotated as NADPH oxidase 4. Lineage: Eukaryota; Metazoa; Chordata; Mammalia; Eulipotyphla; Talpidae. Gene Ontology annotation, molecular function: superoxide-generating NAD(P)H oxidase activity. The record is from RefSeq and is a predicted model, not a curated record. The transcript has 18 exons. The coding region runs from base 27 to 1784 and encodes 585 amino acids. Gene Ontology annotation, biological process: defense response; superoxide anion generation. Gene Ontology annotation, cellular component: plasma membrane; NADPH oxidase complex.